Myripristis murdjan (pinecone soldierfish) is the source of this 1936-nucleotide messenger RNA. It is a transcript of the gene cpvl, whose product is annotated as carboxypeptidase vitellogenic like. Lineage: Eukaryota; Metazoa; Chordata; Actinopteri; Holocentriformes; Holocentridae. The record is from RefSeq and is a predicted model, not a curated record. The coding region runs from base 139 to 1572 and encodes 477 amino acids. Gene Ontology annotation, molecular function: serine-type carboxypeptidase activity. The transcript has 13 exons. Gene Ontology annotation, biological process: proteolysis.
GGUCACGUGACUAACCUCCAGUGUCUCACUUUUCCAUCUUUGAAAUUAGCUGAGAAACUUGGGGGAAAAGCUGUACCGGCUCCUAGGCUGGUAUUAAUAAUAUCAGUCUGUCGCCACGCCAGCGAGACGACAUUAAAUAUGAGGCUGUUCAGGGAGACGCUUAGUUUCGCUUUUCUGUGGGCUUGCCUGGGUUCUGCACAGUCAAGGGGCUGCUCGAGUUUUUUCUGCCGAAAGCCCCAUCGUGUCAGCGGGCCAAGCGGAGUGGACCCCGGCUCCCCCCUCUUCCUCACUCCCUACCUGGAGAAGGGUGCCAUAGAUGAAGCCAGAAGACUGAGCCUGGUAGGACCUCUGCCAGGGGCCAACGUGAAGAGCUACGCCGGGUACCUCACUGUCAACAAGAAAUACAACAGCAACCUCUACUUUUGGUUCUUCCCUGCACAGGAGAGACCUGAGACUGCCCCUGUCCUGCUGUGGCUGCAAGGUGGACCGGGUGGCACCUCCAUGUUUGGUCUUUUUGUGGAACAUGGGCCCUAUGUGGUGCACAAGAACCUGACUGUCAGUUUCAGGGAUUACCCUUGGACAUCCAGAUACUCUGUUGUGUACAUUGACAAUCCAGUUGGAACAGGUUUCAGUUUCACGGAAGACGACAGAGGCUUUGCACAGAACCAGGAUGAUGUUGGCAGAGACCUUUAUAGUGCGUUAACACAGUUCUUCCAGAUCUUUCCUGAGUUUCAGUCGAACGACUUCUAUGCAACUGGAGAGUCUUAUGCAGGGAAGUAUGUUCCUGCCAUUACCUACUACAUUCAUAAAAACAACCCCACUGCCAAGGUGAAGAUCAACCUAAAGGGGAUGGCCAUCGGGGACGGGCUCUGUGACCCAGAAGUGAUGCUGGGUGGUUAUGCUGAGUUCCUGUACCAAACAGGGAUGAUAGACGAACUCCAACGGCAGUAUGUUGUCCAGCAGACAGACAAGGGGGUACAGCUCAUAAAACAGCAGAAAUGGGUGGAGGCUUUUGAGGUUUUCGACAGCUUGCUGAACGGUGAUGUGGAGCCAUACCCCUCCUUCUUCCAAAAUGCUACAGGCUGCUCCAACUAUUUCAACUACAUGUCAUGUCAGGAGCCUGAGGACCAGGAGUACUUCUCCCAGUUUGUGACUCUGGCAGAGGUGCGGCGGGCCAUCCACGUGGGGAACCUGACCUUCCAUAAUGGCGCCGAGGUGGAGAAGCACCUGCUGCAAGACGUCAUGAAGAGCAUCAAGCCCUGGCUGGGGGUGCUGAUGGACCACUACAGGGUUUUAAUCUAUAGUGGUCAGCUGGAUGUGAUUGUAGCUGCUCCCCUGACUGAGAGGUUCCUGCCAACUGUCAAUUGGACCAGAGCUGAUGAUUACAAAACUGCCCCUCGAUUCCACUGGAAGAUCCAGCCCACUGACACAGAGGUGGCGGGUUAUGUGAGACAAGUGGGAGAGUUCUACCAGGUGAUCAUUCGGGGUGGAGGACACAUUCUGCCUUACGACCAGCCAGAGAGGUCCUUUGAUAUGAUGGACAGGUUCCUUUCGACGCAAGGCUGGAACUGAAACAUGUUUACACUGAAACACAACUGAUCAGAGCAGCUCCCGCCAUCAGAGCAGAUUCUCUCGAUCAGUGACUGUCUAGCUCAAAGACUGGUGGUUGUCAUGACCCAUCUAAAUCAGCCUGUGCUUGAAUUCAGUACAUUGCUUAACAAUAUCACUGGUUUCCAAUAAGACUGGUAACCAGUCUUGCAGAAUGUAGCUGCUGUUUGGUGCACUGCAGAUGAAAUGAUCCGUUCUUUGCAAAUUGUCAGAAUCAAUACAUUUCAUGUUUGGCAGGAUCAUCGUGUGGGGAAAUUGUUUUAUGUUGCACACAAUCAGUAUCUUUUUGAAGAUUACAUGCAAAACCAAUAAAGAUGUUGAGUCCUAA